Messenger RNA from Cyprinodon tularosa, 2101 nucleotides. RefSeq names its product putative C-type lectin domain family 20 member A. NCBI's taxonomy places the organism in Eukaryota, Metazoa, Chordata, Actinopteri, Cyprinodontiformes, Cyprinodontidae. The record is from RefSeq and is a predicted model, not a curated record. The coding region runs from base 115 to 759 and encodes 214 amino acids. The transcript is spliced from 3 exons.
CUUUUGUUAAAACAUGUCAGGUUUCAUCUUUCUCACGAUGCUGCUCAUCCUUGCCCCCGUAUAUGGGCAGCAGUCUGGCAUUUUAAAUGAGAGGUUUAAAAUGUAUCAAGUAAUAUGACUUGGAAAGAAGCCCAGACUUUCUGCAGGAACCACCACACUGACCUGGCAACUAUCAGAAGUAAACAGGAAAAUUCUGCAAUACGUUCUUUUGAUGGUUGGAUCGGAUUAUAUCACAAGAACCAAAAAAAUGGUUGGAAAUGGUCCAGAGGUGAUAGGAAUGCAACUUUCUUCGAUUGGGUAGUUGAUGAUCCAGAUAAUGGUAAUCAUUUCUGCGGCUAUAAAACAAAGUAUAAACCGCAGGAUGAGGGGAAAUGGAGAGAUUGGGAGUGCAACAAGAAAUAUAUCGUCAUAUGUUAUGAUGAGUAUCUUGUUCUGGUGAAGGAGAAUAAGACAUGGGAGGAGGCAUUAGAACACUGCAGAGCUCUUGACAGUGUAAACAGAUUUAACCUGGCCACCCUGCUCACUGAACAUGACCUCAGCUAUGCACAAGAGCUAGCCCAAAAUGCUACUACUGAUGAGAUUUGGACAGGACUACGUUACCUAGGUGAUGAGUGGUUCUGGGUGGGUGGAGAAUCUAUGCUGGACGCCCAGAACCCUGGUAGAUGCCCAGUUAACAGGUGUGGCGUUCUGGACAAGAACGGGACAUCCUUUAGGACCGGAGACUGCAGCCAGAAAAGAAACUUUUUCUGUUACUAUUAAUCUCAAACUACUUCAAGUUAACAAUAUUUUCUUUAAAACCUAGAAAUUAUUAAUCGUGCAAAGCAACUUUUAUAGAUAACAUUUCUUAAAUUUAAAUCUUCUCACUUUUUUCAGUAGAAAAUCUUGAAAAUUCAGAGUUACUCCCUUCAAACAUUUCUAUAUAAAUCACUGUCAUAACAAACUUUAGUACCUUCCCAAAGUAGCACCCUGAAAUUUAAUUUGAAAAUUAUUUUUCAAUUAUCUUUGCUUGACGACUGAAUAGCUGGUCUAAUCUGUUGAGGUUUCCUGUUCAUUACUCAUAUUUCCAAUGAACCAAACUUCUUUUGUUAGAUAGCAUUGCUAAUUUUUAUAGCUACUUUCCAGUUAUCCAAAAACUUCUUCUGUUUCCACAGUGGUGCUCACACACACAAGAACUCGCUCUCAUUGCCCCCAAGUGGACAGCAGCAGUACAACAUGCGCAUAAACAGAAAGUGACAGGGUACAGAACUUGUAACGUAAAUUAGAGAGACAUAAACACAAAACAUUAAAUAACUGAGAUGAGUUAAAAUGAGAACAUAUUCUAACAUUAUCUGAUCCUAAUCUGUACAGCUCAAUGGGAAUAAUGAAUUUCUUCUCGUAAGAAAAAAUAUUACAGGGUUGAGAUGAAACAAGAUUUUUUUUAUAUAUUUUUUUAGAUAAAAUAAUCCCUGCUUUUUCUUGUCCUAAAAAGGGUUUAACAAUUUGCCCUGAUAGUUUAAAAGACUCAGUCAUCUCUGUAGCUGUCUAACAACCAACUAACUUUCAUUAAUGCAGCUCCAUGUGGAGCUUUGAACAGAGCUGUACUCGAAACCCUUUUUCUAAAGCAUGACUCAUGCAGUUCAAGUUUAAAAAUAAGACAGGGCUUAAACCUGUCACAGUGUGGGAGCUCAAUAUGUUAGAAACUCCUGUCAAAAUGUGGGAUGACAGAUGCCUGAGACCGGUACCAUGAAGAUGGAUUAAUUCUUAACGAUGAUAGUAGCCAUGGUAACUUCGGGGAAAAAAUCACAUGCCUGUUCAUUGAAGACCUGAUUUAGUUCAAAGGGGAAAAUUACUUAGAAAAAAAACAACAUAACAAGAAAAGAUUUUGACAGCCAAAAAGCAGUUUAAACACAAUAUUUUCUUGACAAAUUUAAUAGUUUUUAAUUUAUUUCUUUUUCGUCCUUUUUGACAUAUCAACCUUUUACUAUUCUGUAUUUUUUUUCUUUCCAUUAUAGAUCUCAUAAACCACUGGCAUUCUCUUGUUUCUUGUAUAAUUGUUGUGGCUUCAGCUUCUAGCUUUGUGGUAACCCAGACAUUAUUGAAUUAAAAAGUAAAUUUAACUAGA